Molecule: messenger RNA, 6628 nt
Organism: Aplysia californica (California sea hare)
Lineage: Eukaryota; Metazoa; Mollusca; Gastropoda; Aplysiida; Aplysiidae
Product: tetratricopeptide repeat protein 28
Molecular function (GO): protein binding
Source: RefSeq, a predicted model, not a curated record
GGCGGGCCCUGAAGGCUGAAGAGGCCAACAGGCCUGAUCUUAGUUUUGUGCAACGUUCUCAGCUUGAAAGACCGCUAAAAGUCGUAGAAAAAUACUUGGAAAUUAUGAGGACUUGACCAGUGCGGAGAGCACAUAGAUCAGUAACAGAGUGAGCUAUGGACAGACUAGGUCAAUUUAGCUCUCCCCUCCUGGGCAGCUUUAGCCUACCCAGCCUGGCUGAGGGGAGUGAAGCCAUCAGUGAGGCUGAAGAGAUCAAUGAGGUGAAAUCCCUUCAUGACCGUGGGGCAAGAGCGGCAAAAACUUCUGACUUUGAUGAAGCCCUCCAGUUCUAUAAUGAGGCCCUUGAGAUUGACUCAAGGGAUGUCAAAGUGCUGCAGGCCAGGGCCUUAGUCUAUCUGCAGCAGGGAAACACACAGGCCGCUCUUCAAGAUGCUGAGGCAAUCCUGGCGAUUGAUCAGAACAGCUCUAUUGGAUACCUGCUUCAGGGCAUAGCCUACCAGCAUAUGAGCAUGCAUAAACAAUCACUGUCUGCAAUGUUGACCGCCUUGGAUGUGGAGGGAAGUAAUCCGGAAAAAGUGACCAAUCACAUCGCAGGAUCAGUGUCACAAUUCUGCCAGAUUACCCCUAGCCUGGCGAUUACUCUGAAAGGUAUGGAUCCAUAUGAAAAGCUGAGCGAGGUUGGAGUGGUGCUCUUCCAUCACAAAAGGUAUGAAGCAUGCAUCGAUGUUCUUGAGGCUGCGAGGAAACUGCAGACCAAUCAGAAGGGAAUCACCAUGCGGGUGUUACUCACGCUGGCCAACGCUCACUCUCAGCAGAUGCAUGUGGAGACAGCUAUUGGACUGUACCAGGAGUGUUUGACUCUGGCAGUGGCUACACAUGAGCAGGUGUAUCAGACAAAAUCGUUAGUGAACAUCGCCACCUUGCACCUGGAGAAUGGUGACACCUAUCAGGCCAUCAUCUUCUACGAGCGUCUGCUUCACUUGGAGGCGGAGCUCCUGUCACAAGUUGGAGGGUCGCCAGGUGGCAUGCCCGAUUACUGGACCAGAGAGCUGCAGUGUGGUCUUCAUCUCAACCUGAGCAUCGCGUACAAGACAAUUGGAAACAUGUCCAGUGCUUUGAUUCAUGCUAGGAAGUAUAUGGGACUCACUCAAAAGUUUGGACUUGACCCUAAGCUUGUGGCUGAGUCCCAUCAUAACACAGGGAUGCUCAACGAAAUAUUGGGGAACUACCAGGAGGCACUAAUGGAGUACAAACAGUAUCUGGCAAUGUCAAAAAACAACAGCAAUCGGAAAGGAAUUGGGCAGGCAUAUGGUUGUCUGGCCAGUGUGUAUGCUGCUCUGAGGAACUGGUCCCUCUCCCUGUCUUUCCACGACCAGUAUAUCUCCAUGGCAACCAAAGCGAAAGACCGAAGGAUGAUGGCCAUUGCUCAUGAGAUGAUGGGAGACACCUUGUGUGUGAAAGAGGAUUAUGAGCAAGCCAUAGAACAUUACAACCACAUGCUGAUGCUUUGUCGUAACCGUGACAACCGUGGGGAUGCCACUUCUAGGUGCAAGAUGGCUGCAGCAUACAGAUCAUUGGGACAACUCCAGUACAGUAUUUACUACUAUAACGAAGCCUUGGCACUAGCUCACAGGUUUGGCUUCCGUGACAUUGAGACCAUGGCGGAGUUCCACAUGGCCUGCAUCAACAAGGACUCCACUCAGUACGUGGAGAGAGACGAGGCGCAGAAGUCGUUCAUGAGGCUCAUUCCCUUCUUUGAGCGUAAGAUUGUAGAGCAUACAGAGGAGAACUCCCACUGCCCGCAGGAGUACGAGGAGAAGCUGCAGCAGUGUUACGAUGGGAUGCAGGCUGUUCUCUCUGUCAUGUCCAACAAGCUGGGCUGUCUGCAGUACGCCGAGGCUCACCGCAAGCGCUGCGUCAUCGCACUUCCCAACUUCCAUGCUACGUGUCGAGCUAGCAAUCAUAGUCUUGAUUCCAGUCGUGAGAUUUGGGGCACAGAACACAUGCGUCGCAUCGUGUCUGAGCAGAAUGCUACUGUGCUCUAUUACUCUGUGCUGGACCACUUUCUGCUGAUGUGGGUGCUGCAGCCUGCGGAGGGUGUGGUUCGAUUUUACACAGCUCGCCUCCCCCCCGGCAGCUCCUCAUUUCCCUGUCUGAUCACGGAGCUGCUGGCUGAGGUACGGGAGGGCUGGAGCAAAGCAGAUCUGUUCUCCACUUCCGAACCUCGUGCUUUGCCGCUGAGAGAUGCUGAGACCCAGCUGUUGAGGUCAAAGAAUCUACGACUCAGCAGUGCUAAACCAGCCACAGAAAGUGCCAGAAGUCCUGAUGUGAAGAAGCCUGCCCUUAGACGACUGUUUGACCUCCUCGUGGCGCCGGUCAUGGACAUCCUCGACAAACUUGAAGACCAGAGCCACCUGGUGGUCGUGCCAGACAAACAGCUCAAGUUAUGCCCCUUUGGCGCUCUGUUGGAUUAUGGGAACAGGAGCCUUGGAGAGAAGUUCAACAUCACUUACCUCCCUUGCCUACUGCUUCUGGACAGAGUUGUUCAGAAUGAGGUCGCCGCAGUCAGUGCUGAGGGGGAGUUGGAUUUCCAGCGAGAUCAAUGCCGCAAAGGGGGGUUACCCAAACAGAUCUCGGAGCAUUCAGAAAUUUUGAAUUUGUCUCCAGAUCCUGUAGAUGAUAUUGUGAGCGAGUCAGCUUUGUCCAGAGAACCGACCGUAAAUCUCAGAGAGGUGUCCAACCCCCGGCUGGCAAGCUCAAGGUCGCAAGAAGUUUCCUCCUCCAAGGUCAACAAGACGGCUAGGAGUCGAGAGUCUACGUUUGUAUCGCUGGGUGGGCGAUCCCAUCGAGAUAUUCCAACCCCUGUGCCAGAAAACAAGCCAGUGGUACCGGUGAAGCCAUCGACUAUGUCGCUAGGUAUCGUCACAGUGCAUGAGAAAGACUGGAUGCCAAAGGCUGAGCUGGUCCGUGCUCAGCAGGAGCUGGUCAUAGUUGCGGAGUGUCUGGGUUCUUUUCCCGUCAUGAGUGAGGAGGCCACACGCCAUGUUCUGCUGGAACGUUUGGAGAAGGCUGAGGUAGUGCACAUUGCCACAUGGGCGUGCCUGAGAGAAGGUAUCCUGCUGGUGACCCCUGACCCUGUAGACGACCAAUCAGAAGAUAGCUCUCACCUGGUCACCGUGGCGGACCUGCUCAACACAAGCAUGUGUGCCAAGCUGGUGGUGUUGUCCUCCUGCGGUCUCUCCGCAGCGCGCCAUGAGCAGGAAUGUGUCUACAAGCUGGCCAGUGCUUUUCUCUCUGCAGAUGGGAUCAUGUGUGUCACUGGGCUGGCUUCAGUCUGAUUGGCAAAGACUCCAAGGUCAACCUUAAUGAGAUACGUCAUGCCCAUCUGGAUCAGCUGAUUGACAAGUGUGAGGCAGAGCUAGAGGAGGAGUCGGACACGCCCAUCCUCAAUCCAAAGGCAGUUGUGCCCAACGUUUCCAGUAAAGAGCACAACUUGUCCGUGCUGCAGAAACACGUGAGGAGUUUGUUGAAGGAACACUACAAGAAUCCCAGAGUCAUUACUGAUCUAGUGGAUCUGCUGGACGCAGCCCUCAAACGUCUCCAUACCAUGGAGAAUAACCGACAGCCAUGUCGUCUCACCGAUGUCAUCGCGGGAAGCAGCCCGGCCGUGGCCUUACUCAAGUGGCUGGGGUUCCACUUCCAGGCCAAAGAGGCUGAGCUCACCUGCCCGUAUAUCGUCUUCCCCCACUGGAACACGGAUGAGCUGCUGAUCCCGACGUACGACGCCCUCAAGGCUGUUAUAGAACUGUCAGCCAGCCCAAAAUGUGUGAGUGCUCUCACAGAGGCCUUACCCAUCACACAGGACAACAUCUCCUGCCUUAUUGAUCUGAUGAGCAUCACAAAACACGCGCCGGAGAUCCAACUCAAGGUCACUGACUUGUCCGUGCACCCUCUGUGGCACUACACCAAGACGCGGGCAUUGCUACAGGCAACAGGCUUCCACCAGGUGGGGCUUCUGCUCACCUUCAACAUGAUGGCCACACACAAACAGCUCCUGUCCUCCAUGCUCCAGCUCCUCCUCUCCUUCAGCUGCCACAAGAGCCCCGUCCUGUUGUACAGGCUGGACGUGAACCUGCUGGGACGGGCCAGUGACACCAAGAGCAGUCUGACGGAGCAGCCCAGACUUCCCUCCCUUACUCCGCUCAUCUUGCCGAGGAACCAGCUUCGAAUGAGCACCCCUUGGUUCUCUGUGACUGAACACCGAGACGAAAUGUCAGAGAAAAUGAAACUGGCCAAGAGCUCAUCCAACCUGAGUGAAGAGUUCCAAGACUACCUGGAGAGAGCCCGCACCUGGCACCAGACCACAGUUGUUGCACAGACUGAUGAGGAGGCCAAGGAGACACUGGACAAAUAUGGCCGCCCAACCACAAUUCCAAAGCGGAAGGUGAAGGUCAAGUCUGGCUCGACAGCAUCCCAGCCACGCGUUCCGGUGGAUGAGGCGAGAAGUCUGAGUGCAAGGGAGGUGAAACAACGCCGCGACUAUGCCCACUUUGUGCUCCAGGAGCGAGAGACAGACAUAGCAAAUAGGAGGAAAGACGGACUACUGAAAUUGUACUUGCCUUAUAUCAAAACUUGAAAGACAGAGAGAAAUAGGCGAGAGAAGGACAGACAGAUAUAGAGAGAGACUGGGUUUUUUUCAGUCAAGUAUCAGAGGUACUCUUUUCAAUUCAUUUUUUUCUGGAUGAUAUUUGUGUCUGAAAUCCAAACUUGUUGGCUACAUGGAGGCAUUUGAGCAGACAAUAGUUCUGGUAAUUUUUGUUUGAGUUGAAAUCCUGAACACUUUCCACACACCUUGCGAGCAGAACGCAAAACCUUUGUCUCCACGUACCAGAAUACAGAUGGCUUACAUCACUACUUUACCUUCAUAUCGGCACAAAUACCUCAAUCAUUAUUAAAUUUUCAGCACAUUGAGAAAAUUAAACAUGACGAUCGCAUAUUCACCAAAAAAGGAGUUAGAAUCAGUCAGUGAAAAGCAGCACUCAUGCUAGGUCUACUCGACAUUUAAAAAAACCCAAAAUCCACUCAAUUGUAAACAAACUGAUUUUUGCUCUCAUAGGCCACACUAACCAUUCAGAAAGGAAAUUAUGAGGGAAGGUAGAGUUUCUCAAGUUUCUGGUUGUUUUUCUCUUUUUUUCUUUGUAGAGGCUUGGGUGGCUUUUUUAGAGAGAAACUGAAAUAAAGUGUUAUUUCAAAGUUUCAUUCUCUGGGUACAGUGGAGUCAGCUUAAUCGAACUUGGUCAUUUCAAAAUCAGGGGUUAACCGAAAGUAGCAUCCCCAAUUUUUUUUCUUGUUUGAGAAAGCUGUUUAAACUGGAAACCCAGCCAAACCAAAGAAAAUCCAGAAGCCCCACAGAUUUCAAUUUAAGUGGACUCCAUUGUAUAAUUCUAAUGAUCAAAUUUGAACACUAUUGCACUUGUAAUGCCAGGUGUGAACGUUAUCUUGUUUUGAUGUUCAGAAAACUGUUGUUAUUUAUUUGAAUUUGUGGCCCUGAAUCCAUUUUUAAAGCCUAAAGCUCAUGCACGAAGAAAUUAUGGUUGUUGAAAAAAAAAACAAAAAACAAAACAAAACAAGUGAGUACAUUGAACUUGAACAAUGGCUUUUGUCUACUUCUUGUGAGGGGUUUCUUUUGUGUAAAGUAGCAUGUAAUGUUUUAUUUGAAACAUGUUUAAAAAAAAGAAUGAGACUGCUGCAUUUUUUUUUUUUGUACAAUUUUAAUUCCCACUGGGGACAAGCAGGUUAUCUUAUAUUAUAGAUGCCGACAUCAAUUCUGUUGUUGUUAGCAGUACAGACAAAGGAAGUAGGCUUAUACAGAAAGGAAACGACAGGCCUUCAUUAAAAUACUCUUAAUAAGUCCAAGUCUUAAACAUGUCUAGGGCGACGAGACAUUGCAUGGAGGAGAAAAGUGGUCUUCUUAGACAGGUAUUCCUCUUGGACACUGUCAUUAUAAUAUAUGUAUAUAUAUAGAAAAAAUAUAAAGAUGGAAUGGGAAAUGGUCAUUUGUAUUAUAAGGUUAUUAUCUUAGGUAGAGGUAGUCGUUAAAGUAGGUCUGACGGUUUUACAUGUGUGUUAGAUUUUUCACACAUGUAAAUUUGUUGAGCAAUAGAAGUUCAUGUUUAUCUUAUUUUUACCCUAAGAGGGAAUAGAGGAUCUUUCAUAAUCAUUAUCCUCUCACCCUCUUCCUGCGGUCUGAGGUGAGGUUGUGAAUAUUUCAUCAAGUUCUCUAUUUAUGAUGGCUGGGAAAGGAUAUCGUUCCCAUUUAGAGGUCACGUCUGGAAAAUGGAGUUUAUGAAAUCAGGAUGCUUCACAUUAAGUUACACAUGUGAUGUCUCACGGGUAAUGGGCGGUAAAGAAAGAAUGUGGUGGUUUAGCAAGAUAUAUGAUGCUGAAGUUGUUCCAUUAAAAUAAAAAGAAAAAAGAUCCCCCCCCACCUCCCCCACCUUAAAAAAAAAUUGUUAAUAUAUCUAUGCGAUGUAAUUGCACUCAUAGACAUGCAUUGCUGGCUGCUUUUGUUGUUGACUGAUGUUUGAAGAAAGAAUCCAAUACAAUUUUUUCUGUGAUAUUUUUUAUA